Pyrgilauda ruficollis (rufous-necked snowfinch) is the source of this 5409-nucleotide messenger RNA. It is a transcript of the gene ARHGEF12, whose product is annotated as Rho guanine nucleotide exchange factor 12. Gene Ontology annotation, molecular function: G protein-coupled receptor binding; GTPase activator activity; guanyl-nucleotide exchange factor activity. NCBI's taxonomy places the organism in Eukaryota, Metazoa, Chordata, Aves, Passeriformes, Passeridae. Gene Ontology annotation, cellular component: cytoplasm. The coding region runs from base 155 to 4600 and encodes 1481 amino acids. The record is from RefSeq and is a predicted model, not a curated record. The transcript is spliced from 39 exons. Gene Ontology annotation, biological process: Rho protein signal transduction; G protein-coupled receptor signaling pathway.
UGCCCUUGAACUGAGUUUGUCCUCUGUGCAUGCCUCUUCUGGAGCAAGGCUGGAUCCUGAACCUCGGUGCAUGUAAGGGGCAAAGCCUCGUUCAUAUUCCUGCAAUAAGAGUAAAAUGUAAAUUGGAUAAUACGACUUCUUGCCAAAGGCUCCAAUGAGUGGCACACAGUCCACAAUCACGGACAGGUUUCCUCUCAAAAAACCUUCGAGACACGGCAGCAUUCUGAGCAGAGAGUCUCCAGCAGACAAGAAGCAGAAGGUUGAACGCUGCAGCAGCACCCACGACUUCGAUCCCACAGAUAGCUCCUCCAAGAAGACAAAGUCUAGUUCUGAGGAGAGUAGAUCCGAGACGUAUGGCCUGGUGCAGAGGUGUGUGGUGAUCCAGCGGGAUGAGAACGGCUUCGGGCUGACGGUCAGCGGGGACAACCCCGUCUUCGUGCAGUCUGUCAAGGAAGAUGGAGCAGCCAUGCGGGCUGGAGUGCAGACAGGUGAUAGAAUUAUCAAGGUGAACGGGACUCUGGUAACACACUCGAACCAUUUGGAGGUGGUCAAGCUGAUCAAGUCUGGUUCCUAUGUAGCUCUCACUGUCCAGGGGCGCCCUCCAGGGUCGCCCCAGAUUCCCUUGGCUGAUUCUGACGUGGAUCUGGCAGCUUUUGGGCAUAUGUCUCCCAUCAUGGCAUCCCCCCACUCGCCUGGCACGUCAGGGAAUGCAGAAAGGAUCACCAGCCCAGUGCUCAUGGGGGAUGGAGUCCUGUCCUCCAGGUCUGUGUCAGAGUCGCUGCAGAUCAGCGAGGGGGAGGCAGAGAGUGGGGACAGUGGCAGCAAACUGGAUUUCAGUGGUGACAGCCCCUCCAGACCCAACAGUGACAUUGCUGAUAGCCCUCGCAGUGGCCUGAAGGAGAGGAUUUAUCCAGAUGAGAGCCCAGAAAAGGCUGAGCUUCAAGAUACUGACUCCCAGUCCAGUGUUGGAAGUCCCCUGGCCCGAGUGGGGACUCAGAUCAUUGGAGCAGAGGAUGAUGAUUUUGACACGGAGCAGGAGCAGAUCAACGGGCAGUGCAGCUGCUUCCAGAACAUCGAGCUCCUGAAAUCCCGCCCGGCUCACCUGGCUGUCCUCCUGCACCACGUGGUGUCCCAGUUUGAUCCUGCAGCACUGCUGUGCUACCUUUACACAGACCUGUACAAACAGACCAACUCCAAAGAGACCCGGCGUGUUUUCCUGGAGUUUUACCAGUUUUUCCUGGACAGAGCUGCAAACCUGAAAGUCCCAGUUCCAGAGGAAAUCUCCUUGGAAUUAGACAGGAGAAGGCCAGAGCUCCUCCCUGAAGAGCUGCACCGCCAGUUCAUCCAAACCAUGCAGGAUAAAGUCUGCCCAGAGGUUCAGAGGAACCUGGAAGAUUUCAGGCAGAAGAGGAGCAUGGGGCUCACCCUGGCCGAGGGGGAGCUGAGCAGGCUGGACGCAGAGCGGCUCCGCGACCGCAACGCCGUGGAGAAGGAGAGGAGCUGUGCAGAGCAGAUCCUGGCCAAAAUCGAGGAGGUCCUGAUGACAUCUCAGCCUCUGGAAGAAGACAAGAGCUCCACGAUGCAAUAUGUGAUCCUCACCUACAUGAAACACCUGGGAGUGAAAGUCAAAGAGCCUCGGAACCUGGAGCAGAAGCGGGGCCGCAUUGGUUUCCUGCCAAAGAUCAAGCAAAGCAUCAAGAAAGAGAAAGAAGGAGAGGAGAAAGGGAAGAGGAGAGGCUUCCCCAACAUUCUGGGCCCCCCGAGGAGACCGAGCCGACACGACAGCAGUGCAAUUGGCAGGGCCAUGGAGAUGCAGAAGCCCAGGCACCCCAAGCACUCACCCACAGCCUCUUCUGUGAGCCCAGAGCCCCCCGAGUCCAGCAAGAUGCGCCAGAGCGGCUCCUCCAGCGAUGGCACAGAUGCCCCUUACCCCCCUGCCAACGCCAUGUCCCCCCUGGCCAUGGGGCCCUUUGCCUCUCCAGAGGGCAGCAAGGACAGUGACACAGGUGUGAAGCAGCCUGGGGAAGCCCCACCUGCCAGUGACUCCAUGGAUGGCACCCCACGUACACCCAACAACACCUUUGAGUUCCCAUCUCCUUUGGAAAACCUGCAGGAGGAGGAGGGAGAGUCUGAGAGGAUGGUUGACAUGGGAACACCGAAGCCUUUUCGCAAGACGGACAGUGUUGGCUUUGCAGAUGUGCAGAGUGAGGAUGAGCUCUAUGACUUCGACAUGGACAUGGACCCUCCCAACUGGCAGCAGCUUGUGAGCAGGGAGGUGCUGAUGGGGCUCAAACCCUACGAAAUCAAACGUCAGGAGGUGAUAAAUGAGCUGUUCUACACGGAGCGAGCCCACGUGCGCACGCUGAAGGUCCUGCACAACGUCUUCUACCAGAGGGUCACCAGGGAGGGCAUCCUCAGCUCCAGUGACAAGCGGAAAAUCUUCUCCAACCUGGAGGACAUCCUUGGGCUGCAUGUUGCACUGAACGAUCAGAUGAAAUCUGUCCGAAAAAGGAACGAGACUUCUGUCAUUGGCCAAAUUGGGGAAGAUUUGCUCUCCUGGUUUAGUGGACCAGCAGAGGAGAAGCUGAAACUUGCCACUGCCACCUUCUGCAGCAACCAGCCCUUUGCCCUUGAGGUCAUCAAGUCCCGCCAGAAGAAGGACUCGCGCUUCCAGACCUUCGUGCAGGAUGCUGAGAGCAAUCCCCUGUGCCGGCGGCUGCAGCUGAAGGAUAUCAUCCCCACGGAGAUGCAGAGGUUGACUAAAUACCCCCUUCUGCUGGAUAACAUUGCUAAAUACACAGAGCUGCCUGAGGAGAAGGAGAAAGUCAAGAAAGCAGCAGAUCACUGCCGCCAGAUCCUCAACCACGUGAACCAGGCUGUCAAAGAGUCAGAGAACAAGCAGCACCUGGAGGAUUAUCAGCGGCGACUCGACCUCUCCUACUUGAAGCAGUCAGAGGAUCCCAUGAUGGAUGAGUUCAGGAACCUGGAUCUAACAAAGAGAAAGAUGCUCCAUGAAGGGCCCUUGACCUGGAAGGUGAAUCGUGACAAAACCAUCGAUCUGUACACUCUGCUGCUGGAGGACAUCCUGGUGCUGCUGCAGAAACAAGAUGACAAACUGGUGCUGAAGUGCCACAGCAAGAUCCUGGCAUCCACAGCUGACAGCAAACACACCUUCAGCCCCAUCAUCAAACUCAACACUGUGCUGGUUCGCCAGGUGGCCACAGAUAACAAAGCUUUCUUCGUCAUCUCCAUGUCGGCGACGGGGGCUCACAUCUACGAGCUGGUGGCACAGACUGUCUCAGAGAAGAAUGUCUGGCAGGACCUUAUAGCUCAGAUGGCAGGAACUGUGAAGAUGGGGAGCAGCAGAAGGGUGAUCCCACUGCCUCAGUCAGGCCCUGGCGAAGAGGAGCGUGAGGAAGAGGAGCAGCAGAAGCUGAAAGAGCAGCAUGACAUUCCUGCCAGCAGCCUGCAAAGUCCAGAUAAAGAUUUGGGCCUGGAGUCUCCCUUAAUACUGAACCCUCAGUCCUCUUCACCCAUCAUGUCUGAGAAGGCCAAGGUGGAAGGGCUGCUGGGGGCUGAGGGGCAGUUUGAGAAGGUGCAGCAGGCAGAGCUGGCACUGAAGGACUCCUCUGCCUGCUUUGAACACCCAGCCAGCAGCUCAGCCUCAAUGCCAGAGGGGCAGUGGGCACGGGAUGCCCUGAGGAACUUGGGGCUGCUGAAGCAGCUCUUGGUGCAGCAGCUGGGCCUGGCAGAGAAGGGCACCCUGGAGGACAGACAGCGCUUGCCCAGGUUCAGGAGCGUGUCCCAAGAAGCCCAGACAGAGAGUGGCAACGAGCUGCAGCCCUCUGAGAGCAAAUUCCAGCAGCCUGGAGAGGACAGAGCCCUUGGCAGAACUGGAGAGGCCGCGGGCGGGCACGGCGCCCGGACUGCAGCCGAGUGCCCGGCCUCAGGGGAUGCCAUGCAGCUGGUGGGCACGGAGCCCCCCGCCAGGGGCACUUUGCCCAUGGACAGCAUGAACCUGGAGGGCUCCAGCUCGGAGCUGGAGGGGCUGGGGGCUGAGGAGAGCGGGGAGCAUUUCUUCGAUGCCCGGGAAGCUCACAGCGACGAGAACCCCGGCGAGAGCGAGCUGCUGGACAGGAAGGAGGAAGAGGAGGAGGAGGAGGAGGAAGAGGAGGAGGAGGAGGUGCAAAUUCGGAUCUCAGGAAAUUAUUUGAUCCUUGAUGGAUACGGAACAGUGCAGGAGAGCUCCACGGACGAGGAGGUGUCAGCCCUGGUCCUGCAGUGCACCUCCCACAGGCAGCCCGCCCUGGACUGUCCCCAGCAGCAGCAGCAGUGUCCCCUGUCCCCAAGGGACACCCAGUCGGACGGGGGCAGCUCGCCCUUCCCCGAGGAGCUGCGCUGGGCAGGGCUGGAGGAGCCCUGUCCCUUCCUGGGCAGCCCCCAGCUCCCUCUGGAGAUCCGAGUGCAGCUCAUGCAGUACAUCCACAACAUCCAGGAUGCCCUGGAGAAGCUAAAGGAGGUGGAGGAGGAUUACAGCGUUCUGCGGCGCCAGGGGCUGGCUGGCUCAGCCUCCACAGGAGAGCACUCAGACAAAAGCUAGUCGUGUUUCCAGGAGUGGCUGAAGAUGGGAUGAAGAGAAUCAGGACACAGCACCCGCUGUCUCCCCUGUGGACUCUGGGAUGAGGGUUUGGAGCAUCCAAACAGGAACCAUUCUCUAGCAAAGUGGGCAUGGGGUGCUUUUCCUGUGGGGCAUCUGCACUAUCUUGUCAGUGAGGGAGUCUAUUCUAUUCUGCUCCUCUCCUUGCUACCAGAAAUUCAAUUUUUUUUUUUUUCAGAACAGGAAAAAAAAAAAACCAAACCAAAUGUACAGAGCUUUGGGUGUAGGAUAUAAAAAAAUGUAUUUAGACAUUUAAAAGAAAAAAAAAAAAAUCAAUGUAUUUAUUUGACUUCAUUCCGUGUAUCAAAAGCACAUUUUAAUUUUUUAAUCUGCCUUUUUUUUUUUUUUUGUUCUAUUUUUGGGUAGUGACAGUUCUGGCCCACCCUGCCUGGUGAGGGGACAGGGGGGACCUGUGUGCAGGUGUUUCCUCACUGGACUGGACUCUGCACUCCCUGCUGGCACUCAGACUACCAAGAGCUACUCAUGAAGGGUUAGGAUGGAAUUUAUGGCUGGAAUUGGUCUGUAUCCAACCAGCUGCAUGGGAAUUGCUCAUGUCACCACGUGUGGAACAGGAAUUUUCCAUGCACUAAACAGCCAGGCACUUGAGAUGGGCAAAUUUUCCUUUUCCCCUUUCCCAUUCCUUUGCUGGGAGAGGAGAAAGAGGUUUAAUUUUGGUUUUUUCUUCUUGACUUUGUUGGCUUUGAUCAUUGUCUCUUUGUAAAGUGAUAAAAAAAAAAAUACUUGGACCUGCA